UUUAUCAUGAUUUAAAAGAUUUCAUCAUAUUAUGCAAAGUAUUAUUAGUGUAAUUAAACCCAUGAGUUUUUGGGGUUUUCCAAAAUUUCGAUUUCCGCAUUUAAAACAAAAAACUAAAACAUCAUGAUAAAGUCAGUUUGACUAAUUUUGUGUAAUAUUGAUACGAACUCAUCAGAGGAAUCCGAGUUUUGAGGUUUCAUUCAACCAAUAAAGAAAAUUCGAAUUAAUUUUGUCCUCUACAAGCCUGUCAAAAGAGGACGUGCCUACGAGGCCGCCAUCACGGCAGUAUGUGCAAAGCUUGGCAAGCGGGUUUGUGACACAAGAUACAAUGCUUUUUGUAUUUUAAUAUGACGUCCCAAAGAAUGGGAUAUCAUUUUCAUCUGCUAACUGUACAAACCAGCUGAUUGGUAGGCCCUGGUCUCACAUUUUCAUUUAUUUGGGUGGCAAAAUGAAUGACACAAAAGAGCCUCCACCCCGUAACGAGCCCGUUGUGGAGCCCGUUAACGGGGUGGUACAACCACCUGUUAAUCCAUCACCAGACAGGCCAGGUCGUGUGACAAAUCAGUUACAGUUUUUGCAGAAGACUGUGCUGAAGGCGGUUUCAAAACAUCAAUUUGCUUGGCCUUUUGCCUCUCCUGUUGAUGCAAAGAAACUUAAUUUGCCCGACUACCAUAAAAUUAUUAAGCAACCAAUGGACCUGGGAACAAUUAAGAAAAGGCUGGACAACAAUUACUACUGGUCGGGCAAAGAGUGCAUUCAAGAUUUCAAUACAAUGUUUACAAACUGUUAUGUGUACAAUAAACCUGGUGAGGAUGUGGUUGUGAUGGCACAAACUUUGGAGAAAGUGUUUCUCACCAAAGUUGCUGACAUGCCCAAAGAAGAAUAUGUUGUUGAACUCCCUACUAAAGGAACAAAAGGUAAAAAGGGUGGGAGGACUAGUGGAACACCUACAGCUGGGCCAGUAACGCCAUCAGCUGGGAGGGGUAGACCGCCUGGUGCUGUUUCAUCUACAAGUGCAACUCCUGUAGCAACCACAACAGGAUCAUCUGGUCUACCAUUGGGUACACAACCUCCCACAACAGUUCCUGGCAGUACUGCCACCACAACAAUUACACCCGCAACAACCCACAGCUCUCUCCCCCCUCAACCUAUAUCACAAAACUACCAUACAAAUUCACUAGAUCCUUUAUCCACUAAUGUUUUACCAGGCAGCGUAGUACCGCCUUCUCAACCUGCGAAGUCAAAGAAAGGAGUGAAAAGAAAGGCUGAUACGACGACGCCGACGGCGAACGCGUACGACUACACUCCACCGUUGGAAUCAAAAUCGGCGAAAAUAAUUAACCGGAGAGAAUCGGGCAGGCAAAUCAAGAAACCAGUCCGACCCGAACUUGACGGAAUGAUACCUUAUAAUCAAGCCACUAUUGCGCCUCUGAUGACCAAUACCUCUGCACCACAACAUGCUUCAAUAAAACCUAAAGAGAAGUUGAGUGAAGCACUGAAAGCCUGCAAUGAAAUUUUGAAGGAACUCUUCUCGAAAAAACAUUCAAGUUAUGGGUGGCCAUUUUACCAACCUGUUGAUGCCCAGUUACUGGGUCUUCACGAUUAUCAUGAUAUUAUAAGAAAGCCUAUGGAUUUAGGUACCGUUAAACAAAAAAUGGAUAACAGAGAAUAUCGUACUGCCCAAGAGUUCGCAGCCGAUGUGAGACUGAUUUUUACUAACUGUUAUAAGUACAAUCCUUCAGAUCAUGAUGUGGUCGCAAUGGCUCGAAAGUUACAAGACGUGUUCGAAGUCAAAUUUGCCAAGAUACCAGAGGAGCCUGUAAAUAGGCUAGGCGGUGUGACGGUGAAAUCUGAAUCGAGUUCGUCCGGUUCCAGUUCAGAAUCGUCUAGUGAAACGGAAGACUCUGAAGAGGAACGACGAAACAAGCAAUUGAAAUCACUAGAAAAAGAGUUAUUCGCAAUGCAAGAGAAAAUGAGGAAACUGAUGGAGGAAAGCACCAAGAGGAAGAAGGAAAAGAAAAAACUGAAAGAGAAAGACAAGGCUAAGAAAGUGUUACCGAACAGUAAUAAUAGUAUUGGUAAGCCGGGAGCGCAUGGAGCACUAAUAAAGUCGAACAGCGUUGUAGACAGCGUUGACGACAGCAAUCCUGGAGUGGUAUCAGGGGCCGAUCUCAAGAUUGUUGGUGACACUCAUCAUCCAACAGGCAAGUCCCUCAAUAUGCACCACAAUGCAGGUGCUGGCGCCAACGCUGCUACCACAACAAAAUCAACAAAGAGUAAAGGUUUGCGCACACCAAAAGCGGCCGCAGCAACUCCUGGUGCGGUGACGGCAGCAGCCCGCAACAAUCGUAUGACCAAACCUGCAAACAAGCAGGGUCGGAAGAAGCAGCAACAGGCGCAGGCGCCCGUCCCCGCAUUCGACUCAGAGGACGAGGACAAUGCCAAGCCAAUGUCUUACGACGAGAAGCGGCAAUUGUCUUUGGAUAUUAAUAAGUUGCCGGGUGACAAAUUAGGAAAGGUUGUACAUAUAAUUCAAUCUCGAGAGCCUUCGCUACGGGAUUCAAAUCCAGACGAAAUCGAAAUAGAUUUCGAGACGCUUAAGCCGUCUACCCUAAGGGAGCUCGAGAGUUACGUCGCAUCGUGCCUACGUAAAAAGCCACGUAAGCCAUACUAUAAAAAAGUACAGGGAAAAUCAAAAGAUGAACAAAUGGCGGAAAAGAAGCAAGAAUUGGAGAAGCGACUAUCCGAUGUCAAUGAUAAAAUAGGCACAAAGAAGGCCGUUAAGAAAGAUGAAGCAAACAAAGUAGACCCGACGGGGGCGAGCGGUCCGUCCGGCAGACUGUCGUCCAGCUCUAGUAGUUCGGACUCCGACUCGAGCAGCUCGAGUCUGUCAAGCAGCAGUAGCGAUUCCAGUGACAGCGAAGCAGGUACCAGUAAAGGUCAGCCAAAAAAGAAGGCAAAAAAAUCACCUAACCCAUCCGUAGGAAACACAGCACCGAGCAUACAGAAACCACCAAUAUUACCACCACAACCAGCACCACCAAACGUCGCACCACCAACAAACAAUACAACAACAAAUUUGCCUGUGGCCAGCAGCAGCAGUAAUCAAGUUCCCCCAACCGUCUCCAAUCCAACGACCACAUCCCAACCUCAAACUGUGAACAACCACUUGACGAGCAAUAAGCCCGUCACAGUUCCUAGUCCAAUGCCACCUGUUGCUAAUCGCAAGCCAUCUAUCGAAAAACCUCCGGUUUCUAUGCCCGCACAAAAUCCAGCACCUCCAACUGCCCCGCAGGUUCCCAAACCAGUCGCCCUACCCACACCUUCGCCUGACAAGCCUAAACCUAAUAUUUUGUCACCCAUGUCUAGCUCAUACACGGACCCUUUAGAGCAGUCUCUGGCUAGCAUGCAUGAAAUCGCCAAGUCUGAUCCCAUGGAAAUCAAGUCCGAAAGUCUGGAUUUGCCCGGAAAUUUAAUGCCUCCUUCUCUUAGCAAUCCCAUGAUGAAUCCCAACAUCAACUCACUUCCUAACCUCCAUCCUGCUGUUUUACAGCCGAACAUGGCCAUGGACUUGAAACCGUCCAUGGGAAUGCCACCGAUGAUACCCGCUAAUUCCAUGAUGAUGCAUAAUCCUCUGGAAAGCGAGAUCGCUUCUAUGAUGCAAAACAACCAACAAUUCAUGAUGCACCCACAAAAUAAUGGAAUCGGCAUCAAAAACGAGUUCGAUAUGCACACGAACAACAACGGUAUGCCGAACAUGGGCCUGUCCAUGGACAUCAACAUGGGAUCCGUGUUCGAUCCGAUGCAACAGGCCAUGAAUAAUUCCACAAUUAAACGAGAGUCGAACCCACCUAAGAUGGAGGACCGUCUGGACAUGGCGUACAUGGGCAUGAACAACGAUAAGAAGCCACCACACAUGGACCAGCAAAAAAUGUCGCAGUCGUUCAGCGGGGCACCGGGCUACAAGCCGGUCAAGUCGGAGUCUCAUAAUGUCAAAAACGCUACGUCGUGGUCAAGCUUGGGCACGAGCCUGACUAAAAACACCUCGCCACAAAACAACACUGCUCAGUGCGGAAGCAGUAACAAGCAAGUGAUGGAGAGCUUCAAAGCCUUCCAGACUAAGGCCAAAGAAAAGGCCGACAGAGAGAAACAACGUUUGGAGAACUUGGAAAUGAAGCGGCAACAGCGCGAGCAAGCCGAAAGAGAACGACUAAGAGCUGAAAAUGAGAGGCGGCGAGAACGUGAAGAGGAAGAUGCCCUUGAAAAAGCAAGAAGGGUUGAUUAUAGGAAAGCGGUUGCGGAACAACAACAACCUUUGCCAGCACAACGAGUCGAAGAACUGAGAUCCUCUCCCGGAGAAGGAAGCAUAUCACCCGGAUCUCAAAGUUCUGGAUCGGAGAAAACGGAGCGAGAUAGACAGCGGUUGCAGGAACAAGAGCGAAGAAGACGAGAAGCGAUGGCAAACAAAAUAGACUUGAACAUGCAAAGUGAUCUUAUGGCUGCAUUUGAAGGUUCGUUAUAAUAAAGUAGUGAGUGAAUGCAUAGUGGCAGAACACUUCCAAAGUGAAAAUUUAUGUAAUUAUGUGUAUUUAUACAAUAAUUUUAUCAGGUGUUAACUGACAUUAAUUAGAUCGCUCAAAAAAAAAAUUUUUUGAGGCUUCCAGCAUGGGUUGAGCUUUGAAGAAUAUAAUAACAUAUGAUUUCUUGUGUCUAACUCAUGAUUUUAACUGAUUUUUAUAAUUUAGGAAAUUUUCACGUAGAAUGUACAUAGAUUUGAAUUUAUAACCAUUAUGAUGAUUGUACAGAUACCAUGGGUUUAGAAUAAGUUUUUCACAAUUUAUUUAUAUUAAAUAUGUAGAGCGUUAUAAAACAACAAGUGAAAAUGUUCAGAAUACUUUAGUACCAUAUGUUGACAUAAUUACCUCAUGGUUUUUAAUUUUUGGUAUGUGGUUUAAUAAGUGAUUAGGAUACUCAUAAUUUUUAUUUAGUGAUUUAAUAACUUUGCUGCACUUUGGCACUUGAUUUGUUUUAUAUGCUUUUUGUAUUUACAAAACAUUUAUUGAUCUAGAGAAUUUACAGGAAUAAAUAUUAUUUCUCAUAUGAGACAUAUACAUUUAACAUAUUAAUAAACAUAGACCUGACCACAAUUUAAAUAAUAAAUCCAAAUAUAUCUAUAGACUAGAUAAUUUUAUAUUUUAACUAAUAGAAUUCUAGAUGUGAAAUUGGAUUUGUAAGAUGUUUAUUACUAUUACGUAAUGGCGUCUUCAGGAAAUUUGUACAUUCAUAUUUCAAUGGCAGUAAAUUAAAACAUUUUAUAGAUAAACUUAUUUAUUUAAAUAAAUAAAGUAUAAAUCGUUUUUAAGAAUAUAAGAGGUUUUUUAAAAAGACAAAAUAUUAAGUUUAAAUCUGACCUUCAACUAGUGUAUUCGAAAAUAUUUAAUAUUUAAUUUGGUGGUUUAUUUUUAUUCGACCAGGUAUUCAAUGUCAAUUUUCGCAUUUUAGAAAACUACCUGCAAAGUUUCAUGUGACUUUUGGGAUUUGUAAUUAUUGGGAGUCUAUUUUCUAAUAACUUACAAAUAUAAAUUAAUAUGUUGGAUGUUUAAUUGGGUUGUGGAAUUUAUCUUUGCUAGUUGUUAUCCCGAAAUCGAGUGUAGAGAUUAGGAUGAUCUCAGUAUUUUAUAUAGUUCUACAUUUUAAUGGCCCCAAUAAAGAGAGUACAAUCAUAUUUUUGCAACUAAAAAGUUAAAUACUCAGUUUGAAAAUUGGUUUGAUUUAACUGACACAUCAAGUCAGGUUUUCGGUUUACUUAUAUUUAGGUCACUUUGUUGUGGUAUUUAAAAUUUUCAUUAAAAAAUGGAAUGUGGUCAAGGAGAUAUAGCAUAUUCUUAGAUAUGACAUUGUAUCAAGAAAUUAUAAAAAUUUUAAAAAAAUCUAAAAUUUUAAGUAACUGUUUAAAAAUUGAGUUCACUAGCAAUAAGGUAAUAUUUUGUUUUGAUAUCUUGAAAGAACUUUUUGAAUAAACUAGAAACUAGAUCGAUUAGAAAAAAAAAUUAAAAAAUAUUUAAAAUGUGUAUAUAUUUAUCCACCAUCCGUUCAAAUUGGCUUUAACCCUUAUGUUAUUAUGAAUAAUGGUAGGUCCUAUUUAGCUAAUAUAUGUUUUAUUAAUUAAAUAUAUUACGACGGAUAAUUUAAAAUGUGUGUAUAAUACCACCAUUGUCAUGUGUUAAAAAUUGAUACAAAAAAAUUAAUUCUAAUGGAUUUAUUGACAUUUUUUAAAUUGACUUCAGACUAUCCCGAUUUUUUAUAUUAUUGAAGAAACAAGUACGUUUCAUUUGGAAUGGAUCAGAAAACCGAAACCACCGAACUUCCAUUACUUAGACUGAAGUUACUUGUUAAAUUUUUUUAGCCUCCACACGCCAUAUAUAUUCUCAUAGUCAUACACAUCAUACAGAAAUCGCCUUAUUACAGAGUUUAUUCAAACAGUCCUUAAUUUAUUAGUUCAAAAUGCUUUGAAAAACGCUGUAUAAAUUAUUGUAAUAUAUUAAGCAGGUAAUGUAACUGUAGUUGUAGAAAUAACUUACAUUACCAACCACGUUUCACUUUCAAUUUAUACAAAACGAUCGACACCCUGCGGUUACUAUACUGCCUAUUUAUACGAUGUUUUGAAAAUUAAUUAAACUACAUGUUAGAAAAUCAUUUGAUUGUUUUGUAUAAAAUGAACUACAAAAUGCAACUGAGCAUUUUUUUGAUAAAAUAAAUAUUUGAAUUACCCUUAUUUAUAAUGAUAAAUGUAAAAUAAUUUAUGAUGUAUGGCUGUUAUAUAUUUUUUCAUUAUUUUCAAUUAAGUCAUAAAUAGUGAUGUUAGAAUAAAUAUUUAAGACAUGAUA
Messenger RNA from Aethina tumida (small hive beetle), 6887 nucleotides. RefSeq names its product bromodomain-containing protein 3-like. The coding region runs from base 449 to 4522 and encodes 1357 amino acids. Gene Ontology annotation, biological process: regulation of DNA-templated transcription; chromatin remodeling. Gene Ontology annotation, cellular component: chromatin; nucleus. Lineage: Eukaryota; Metazoa; Arthropoda; Insecta; Coleoptera; Nitidulidae. The record is from RefSeq and is a predicted model, not a curated record. The transcript has 17 exons.